Bacillus rossius redtenbacheri is the source of this 2681-nucleotide messenger RNA. RefSeq lists its product as uncharacterized. Gene Ontology annotation, molecular function: protein binding. The coding region runs from base 324 to 2168 and encodes 614 amino acids. The record is from RefSeq and is a predicted model, not a curated record. NCBI's taxonomy places the organism in Eukaryota, Metazoa, Arthropoda, Insecta, Phasmatodea, Bacillidae. The transcript has 2 exons.
UAAUGAUAAUGGACACUGUUGAAAGAUGACGUACUUAUUUGUAACUGAUUCUAAGCAUAUAUUUAGCAAGUGGUUUUAGUAUCGUUGUUAAGAUCAAUGUUUCCUGCGACUCCACACGGCAUAGUAGUCAUUAUAUCUUUGGAUAGUUAUUGUUUAAAAACAAGAAGUUACCCAUUUUAAUUAACACGUGGGCGUAUUAACUGAUUAUCGUGUUUUCCGGGAAAUUAUUUUGUAUGAUUUUUGCAGAAAUGUUUGAUUACUUAUAGAGACCAACACGCAUAGCAGUUAGUAUUUGCGAAGUGUUUAACAAAUUAAACUUUGGCAUGACACGACUCGAAGAAAAUCGUUUUCGUUCAGUAUCAGAAAGGUUGUUGUUAUAUUACCCCCAUUACAUUGUAGCUGGUAACAAGUUGUGCAAGGACGUAAGUACUUAUGUGGAUGAAGAUGUUACCAAAUCGCAACUCAAGCUUUUGCUUGAAGGGGUUAGCCCACCUUCAGAGUUAGCUAAAGGUGUGGACCCUGUAACGGAACUGGUUGUCAGGAAACAGAGGUGGCGUGAUGAACUUGAAAACAAAUUUGGGAUCCUCAGACGCAACAGGCGUGACGUUGCGGAAACGUUGGAUUGCUUCAACAAAUUCGCUACCCACGGCAAAACUGGAACCCUCAUGUCCGAGCGGAGAGUCAAACUUGUGAAGCACGUAAGCAAAGACCCGGAUUUGAAGUUCGAUGGCUGUUGUAAUUGGUAUUACUGUGGUGGCCAGCUAAACCAUUUUGAAAUUGAUGGCAGGAUUAUACUGACGUCGGCCCAAGGAAAUAAGUACGACAGCCUGUACUUUAUUCCUCUGAAGAAUGGGUUGGCAGAUUUGGCUGCGGCAGCAUGUGUUUCACCUGUGAAGAAGGAAACUAUCUUCCAAGUAGUUUCAUCGAAACACGGAUACACAGUGGCUCGAAGUAGAAAUCACAUAAAUCUGUACAAGGUGGAGAUUGAGCAAGAUGUGAUAGUUGGAAAUAAGUGUUUUACUGCAGUAUCCAAAGAACCUUUUGUUAGUGUUGAUUUAAGUAGAAAAAGUUACGACCAGAUUUGUAGUGUUCAUAUGGACAAUAAUUUGAGCAUCUGGGACGUGGCUACCCAAUCAAAAAUUUCUCACCAUGUUCCGUAUCAUUGUAGUCCUGUCGCAGAUGAAAAGUGGUCUGCCGCCGUGUUUGGGGAUUCACCGCACAUGCUGUUUUUCUCGGAUCGCUCGUGCGUCCGUCGCUUCGACCUCCGUCAGGGACUGAGCGAGCACGUCUCGUGUUGGUGCGUCCAGGACUCCAAGCACGCGGGCAUGCUGAGGUGCGAGAGCGUGUUCAGCGUGGUGCCGAGUGCCCGUCACGCCAGCAGGCUGCACGUCGGGACCACGCACCACUUGCUGACCCUCGACGUCAGGAACAACCACAGUGCCGCGUGCAGCGAGUUCUGGACCCACAUGCUGCGAUCGCCGCCGCUGUACGGCUGCUGCACGGGAGGCGAGCGGGAGGCCCUGGUGAUGGCUUCCCAGGACUCGUCAGAAGUGCAAGUGUUCAGUGACGGCUCCUUGAGUCCCGCCAUGCUGGAGUCCUUCUCCGACUACUUGAGGAGGAGCAACUGUUUCGGCCACAACCUUCGGCCCGACACGCAGCAGAGGUUCAGGUUGAGCAUCAGCGGCGUAACCUGCGUUACGAACGACGCACUCGAGUCACCGAUGGUUCUGGUACAAACCGCCGCCGGUGACAUCUUCCAGCACGAGUUGCUCGGACGGACAGACUUCCCAACGGCCGACAGUUCUGACACGGACGGACGUCUCUCUAGCAGAUGCACAGACACGCUGCAGUUCAGCAGUACCCUGGAAAUGAAUCAUCUUCACGAAGCUUUGAAAGUUCAUUGUGACGACAUAAAUCUGGAACGUAAUGAUCAACCUGUCCGUUCGAUAAUCAGCAGAUUUCCAUGGAUGAAGUCGAAAAGGAAAUUAUUAUCGUACAGAGACCUCUUGGUGUCUUCCAUAUUGGACACUUGGGACAUUGAUGCAAUGGAAGAAUGGAAAAAUGUUGGGAGGAAGAAAAGAAGAAGGCCUUUCGAGUAUGAUAUUCCUCCCAGCUUUUAUAAAAAGGCAAAGCAAUUGCUGGAUGAAUAUGAAUAUGAAUAUGAAUAAAGAAAAAAGAAAACAUCUGUGUUUGUGUCUCUCUCUAAAUAUAUAUAUAAAUCUAAAAAUGAAAGAAAAAAAGUGGGUAUAUUGCCUAUGCAAUGUAUGAUUUGUAUGUACCUAUAUAGUUACAGUUACAGUAUGCAUUCUUACAAACAUUUGAGUAUCAGGUCCACUUGAUGUCUCAAGGAAAGCAUCACAAACAUCUGCCCACAGCACUUCAAGCAAAUGGUGCCUUUCAGCAGCACUUUCCAAAAGAGAACAAUCUCCCAUGAAUUUUCCCGCAUUAUUAGCAGGAGCCACAAGAAUGUUAUGUUUCUUGGAAGAGCAAGCACGUCUGUUGCCGCCGCAGCAUUCAUAGUCUACAUCUUCGACGUAGUGGAUGGUUAAAAGGACAUAAUUCCGAAGGAAACCAAGUUGACUUGUGCCUGUUAUACCACCCACUACAGAAACAGACCCCAAAAAUUCUUAGUUCUUACAACUGUAAUUAAAACUAGUUAAAAUUAAAAAAAAAAAUAAUAA